This is a messenger RNA of Pelagomonas calceolata, 1605 nucleotides long. Lineage: Eukaryota; Pelagophyceae; Pelagomonadales; Pelagomonadaceae. The record is from the annotation of a GenBank genome assembly.
CCCCCCACUGGCACUUUGGUAAAGGCCGUCUCUCUCGCGCAACCGCGACCUUCAGACGCCGCCGGAGGUUGGUCCACACGCGCCACAUCACUCCCGCGAGAGGCCGUCGCCGCGCCCGCCGCCCUCCAGCCCAAAACCCCAGGCACAGAGGCAGCCCAAAGCAACCACACCCAAACGCCGCCGCCGCGCCACGUUUGGAAGGGCAGCCCCGCCGCAUCCAUCGAAACGACGCGCGGACCAUGCGACGAACAGUAGUAAGAAGGCCGUGGUGGCCGCUCCUGCCACUCCUCACACUAGCCGCCGAGGACCCGGCGCCGUCGAAGCUCUCGUUCUUCGGGAGCUCCAAAGAAGCGGAGCCGGCGGCACCGUCGAAACUGAGCUUCUUCGGCAGCGCCUCGGCCGGCGACGCGCGGCGGCAAGAGGACGGCCAGGACAGCAAGAGGGCAGCCGCGGCGGCGGCGGACGCGCCCAAGCGCCCCUUCUUCGGGAGCUCGUCGGCGAAGCAAGCUAGGGAACAAGAAGAGCCCGUUUUGAGUGACUUGCAGCCGGAAGCCGAGCAAGAGGACGAAGAAGUGCCAAGUAUUUUUGAUAGCGUGAACCACCCGCCGCCGGGCUUUCAUAGGGACCCCGCCGGCUCGACGGUGGCGGCGGGCCACCACCACACCUGUGCGUUAAGGCAGUCCUCGGCACCAUUUGGGGGAAUUGCGCACUGCUGGGGCGAGGACACGAUGGGCGCGGUCUCCAGAGUUCCUGUCGAGCUGACCUUCAUCCAGUUGUCGUCCGGGCAUUUCCACUCCUGCGGCAUUACGUUGGAUGAAAAACUAGUGUGUUGGGGCGGUCCCAAUCCAAAGCGCUUCGAGCCGCCCGGGUUGUAUCAACAAGUGUCGUGCGGCGCGGUCCAUACGUGUGGGUUGAGGAAAGAUGGGCAGGUCAAGUGCUGGUUUGUUGUGCGGCGUCCUUUUUUUUGCCUUCCUACGCUAUCGCCGCGACUGCUCGACGGCGUACGCCGUCGACGCGUCUCACAAUCACGCCGCGCAGGGGCGAGGACCACGACACGGGCUGCACGAAGCCGCCGGCCGGAAAAUUCGUGCAGGUUCAGGCGGGCAACGCCUUCUCCUGCGGCCUGCGGCCGUCGGGGCUGGUCGAGUGCUGGGGCAACGAUCGGAAGGGCCAGUCCACGCCGCCGGACGACGUCCAGUUCCUACAGAUCGCGACGUCGAACGUCGUCGACCACGCGUGCGGGCUGACUCUCGGCGCCCGCGACCUGAAGUGCUGGGGCGACAACCGGAAAGGACAAAGCCCAGAACACGUCGACGGGCCCUGGGAGCAGGUGGCCUGCGGCUCGAAGGCGACGUGCGCCAUCGCCGACGGCGGCAGCCACGCGGAGUGCUUCGGCGCGGCCGCGCACGUGUACGACACGCGCGAGAAGACCGCGUUUCGCGGGCGGACGCUCGAGCAGGUGUCCAUGGGCCACGGCCACCUCUGCGUUUUGGACGUCGAAGGCGAAGUGGUGUGUCAUGGGCACCCGGUCGGCGACCCCUUGAAGCGGACGCAUGCGCGGCACGUGCCGGAUGGGUUUAUUGCGGCGUAAGGCUUGUUUUCUUA